Fusarium vanettenii 77-13-4 is the source of this 1440-nucleotide messenger RNA. RefSeq lists its product as uncharacterized. The annotation marks the transcript as partial. The transcript has 2 exons. Gene Ontology annotation, cellular component: nucleolus. Gene Ontology annotation, biological process: rRNA base methylation. Lineage: Eukaryota; Fungi; Ascomycota; Sordariomycetes; Hypocreales; Nectriaceae. The record is from RefSeq and is a predicted model, not a curated record. Gene Ontology annotation, molecular function: methyltransferase activity.
GGAGGAAGUCUCAAGUCCCGAGUCUUCAAGAAGAAGAAUCUGAAAUCUUCACCCAAUCAGGUUUACGCGAUCAUCCUCGAGAGCUGCAAAUGGAGUCCAGUGCUGAAGGAGGUGAUUGAGAAGUCUGAGCUUCUCAAGCUUGAGCGCAAGCUCACCCCUAUUCUGUCAUUACUUCUCGUACAUGACCUCUUAUUGGCCAAGAGGGGGAUCGCCCUCCCGCAAAGUCAUGGGCUUCGUGCAUCCAUUGAACGGCACAAGGCGAGGCUUAAUUCAGAAUUCAAGCUUGCUCGGCUCCGAAGGAAGAUGCCGACGCUCGAGGCCCUGAAGGAGCAGAUCGAGAGGCAGUCAGCUGGCGAGGAAGCGAACUACCCGAGGUGGGUUCGCGUCAACGCGGUGAAGAGUACCCUGGAAGACCAGCUGGAGACGACCUUUUCGACCUACGCGAGAGCCAGCUCGAUCCAGGAAGUUGUCACAAAGUCGGGAAAAUUCCUCUACAUCGACCCGCACGUGCCGAAUCUCCUGGCCAUCACCCCUGGAAUCGACCUGACCAAGACGGAAGCCUAUGCAUCAGGCAAGAUUAUCCUGCAAGACAAGGCAUCGUGCUUCCCGGCUUAUCUGUUGGACCCCCAGUCAGAAGACGGGGAUCUGAUUGAUGCGUGCUCGGCGCCUGGAAAUAAGACUACGCACCUGGCGGCUAUUCUCAAGGAACACCGACCCGAGUUUGAUGCACCGGAGCAGACGAUUUAUGCUUUCGAAAAAGACCCCAGGCGGGCACAGACGCUCGAGAAGAUGGUCAAGACUGCGGGCUCCAGGCCCAUGACACAGAUCGGAUUUGGACAGGACUUUUUGCAGGUGAACCCCGAGUCUGACAAAUACAAGUCGGUCGGGGCUCUGCUCCUGGAUCCGAGUUGCUCAGGGAGUGGCAUUGUCGGACGAGAUUCAAUGCCGGAACUCCAUCUACCAGACAGCCCUGCAAACACGGGGAAAGGGGCGGCUGCCAAGUCAAACAAUCGCAAGAGGAAGCAUGACCAGGUUGAACAACCUGAGAAGGUCAUCAUCGACGACGACGGGAACGAGACCGUUCUGGCGUCGGAAAAGGAUUUGGAGGCACGGCUGGAUGCUCUAUCAGGGUUCCAGCUGACCCUUCUUCAGCACGCGUUUCGAUUCCCUUCGGCGAGGAAGAUUACAUACUCGACGUGUUCCGUCCAUAUGCAAGAGAACGAACGUGUCGUCACGAGGGCUCUCGAAUCUAAGAUUGCCAAGGAGAGGAACUGGCGCAUCUUACGACGGACCGACCAGGUCUCCGGUAUGCGAGAGUGGCCCGUCCGGGGCCUACCCUCGGCAUGUGGGGACCAGACAGACGUGGCGGAGGCCUGCAUCCGCUCCUACAAGGACGACGGGCAGGGUGUCAUGGGUUUCUUUGUGGCUGCAUUUGUAAGA